Hibiscus syriacus is the source of this 1995-nucleotide messenger RNA. RefSeq names its product aspartyl protease family protein 2-like. The record is from RefSeq and is a predicted model, not a curated record. Lineage: Eukaryota; Viridiplantae; Streptophyta; Magnoliopsida; Malvales; Malvaceae. Gene Ontology annotation, molecular function: aspartic-type endopeptidase activity. The transcript is spliced from 2 exons. Bases 105 to 1784 code for a protein of 559 amino acids. Gene Ontology annotation, biological process: proteolysis.
UCUUUCGGUUUCCUCUGCUUUUUUAUCUCCAGAUUCUGGGCUCUGGUUUUUCAUUUCAUGUAGGAUUUUCUCAGUGACCAAACAAGAAAUUAAAGAUCAGUGCAAUGUUGGUGAGAGUCUCUCUAGGUCUUCUUGUCCUCCUCCUUUCGAUUUCCUCCGGUGCUUUGGAAGCAACAGCUAGAAUCCAUUACGAUCGCAUCAAAAAUGAAAAUUCCAAUAUCUCCACUUUGGCUGGCAUCAAAUUUCCUGAUCACAUGAGCUUCAAUGCAGUUUCUUCUUCCACAGGGAGCAAUAAUUGUAGCCUCACAAUACAUAAGGAAUCAAACCAAUCCCAAAGGAUUACUUCCCAUGAAGAAGAUUAUGAAGAUAAUGAUGGAAAAGAUGAACCCAAGAAAACGGUGAAGCUCCACUUGAAGCAUAGGCAGAUUGAUGGAAAGGACGAGCCAAAAAAAUCUGUUUUAGUGUCAACUAGGAGGGAUUCGACCAGAAUUCAGACACUUCAUAAAAAGGUCGUCGAGAAGAAGAAUCAAAAUGUCAUUUCAAGGCUAAACAGUAAUAAGAAGAAAUCAAAUCAGCAUUUGAAGCCGGUGGUUGAAAAAGCGGCGGCGGCAGAAUCUCAUACAGCUGGGGUUAAUGAACAGGUGGUGGCAACUUUGGAGUCUGGUGUUAGCCAAGGCUCCGGCGAGUACUUUAUCGAUGUGUUCGUCGGUAAUCCUCCUAAACACUUCUCUUUGAUACUUGAUACUGGUAGUGACCUUAAUUGGAUUCAAUGUGUUCCUUGUUAUGAUUGUUUCGAGCAAAUUGGUCCGCAUUAUGAUCCUAGGGAAUCGAGUUCCUUCAGGAAUAUAAGUUGCAAAGAUCCGAGGUGCCAGUUGGUUUCGUCCCCUGAUACUUCUCAGCCUUGCAAAGCUGAUAAUCAGACUUGUCCUUAUUAUUAUUGGUACGGAGAUAGUUCGAAUACUACUGGCGAUUUUGCACUCGAGACAUUUACGGUCAAUCUCACGUCUCCUCGUGGGAACUCGGAAUUUAGGCCAGUGGAGAAUGUGAUGUUCGGUUGCGGUCAUUGGAAUCGAGGCCUCUUCCACGGUGCUGCAGGGUUGUUAGGCCUCGGGAGAGGACCUCUCUCAUUUCCCUCUCAGCUGCAAUCACUAUAUGGUCAUUCCUUUUCUUACUGUCUUGUUGAUAGGAACAGUGAUGCCAAUGUGAGUAGCAAGCUGAUUUUCGGGGAGGACAAAGAUCUUUUGAGCCACCCUAAUCUGAAUUUCACGUCUUUGGUAACCGGCAAGAACAAUUCGGUCGACACAUUCUACUAUGUCCAGAUAAAAUCGAUCUUUGUCGAAGGAGAGGUGUUGAAUAUACCAGAGGAGGCAUGGCAGUUAUCGACUGACGGCGCUGGUGGCACCAUUGUGGAUUCAGGCACUACUCUAAGUUACUUUGCAGACCCUACUUAUCAGAUCAUAAAGGAGGCAUUUGUGAAUAAAACCAAAGGCUAUCCGGUGGUAAAAGAUUUCCCCGUCUUGGACCCAUGUUACAAUGUGUCUGGGGUCAAAAACAUAGAGCUUCCCGAUUUCGGAAUACAUUUCACCGACGGGGCAGUAUGGAAUUUCCCGGUGGAGAACUACUUCAUAUGGCUGGAAGAGGAUGUGGUUUGUUUAGCAAUUUUGGGGACACCGAGAUCAGCACUUUCGAUAAUUGGGAACUAUCAGCAGCAGAAUUUCCAUAUCCUGUAUGACACAAAGAAGUCUAGGCUGGGAUAUGCACCAAUGAAAUGUGCUGACGUUUAGCUUCUUGUUCAAAACGGCGGUAGAAAAGGAUAUACACACCGUGUAAGAAAUAGAUCAGAUAACAUACAAGAAAUAGAAUCAUUUUUUUGGGGGUAAGAUUCAGAUGAUAAAAUUGACUAUAGUGUCAAUCAUACAUAAAAUGUAGGCAUUCUUGAAUUGUUGUAUAAUCAAAUAUCAAUUACUGAUGAAUGCCAUCUUUAUUCAUUUGCCU